Leptidea sinapis is the source of this 1552-nucleotide messenger RNA. RefSeq names its product facilitated trehalose transporter Tret1-like. Gene Ontology annotation, biological process: transmembrane transport. Gene Ontology annotation, molecular function: transmembrane transporter activity. The record is from RefSeq and is a predicted model, not a curated record. NCBI's taxonomy places the organism in Eukaryota, Metazoa, Arthropoda, Insecta, Lepidoptera, Pieridae. The coding region runs from base 82 to 1497 and encodes 471 amino acids. The transcript is spliced from 8 exons. Gene Ontology annotation, cellular component: membrane.
GGUAAUGAUAGCACGAGAUGAGAUGUUGUCGACAAACCAUCUUUAAUCAGUUAGUUAUUCGUAGUUAGUUUAACUGCUAGAAUGUCUGCUAUCCGCCAAGCUGGAUUUACCGCGAUCGUCGGGUACCUGGGCCUGAGCAUGGGUAUAGUAUACUCUUGGCCUUCGUCAACUCUUCGCCUGUUUUCUUCAACGAAUACGACCCUGGAUAGACCCAUGACAGAGACAGAACUGGCACUAUUCGGCAGUCUGUCAUCUAUAGCGGCUCUGGUCAGUGUGCCAUGCGCUGGUUUCUUAGUUGAUGUCCUUGGCAGGAAGUAUUCCUGUGUACUCUUCUCUUUGCCGCAAGUUAUUGCCUGGGCAAUGAUAUGCUGUUGCUAUAAAGUGGAAUUGAUCUUAGCAGCAUUAUUUAUAUCUGGUCUUGGUGGGUGCAUCUUCAUGAUAGUACCUAUGUUCAUCUGCGAAUUCUGCCAGGAAACCGUUAGAGGAAUGAUGACGCCAGUCCCUAUAAUAUUCUAUGGACUUGGUAUGCUUUUGUCGUAUGUUUUUGGGGGCUGUUUGGAGUACGCGAAAAUGAACUAUGUGUCACUUAGCCUUGCUGUCAUAGGCUUGUUUCUAAUGGGUUUGAUGAAGGAAUCCCCCACGUUUUUGAUGAAGAAAGGACUUGAAAAGGAGGCAGCGGAAUCCAUAGCGUAUUUCCGAGGUGUGAAAGUGAGCUCGAAGUUAGUAACACAAGAACUGAAUACAAUCAGGAGAGCGCUGAACCCUGAUUUUGAGAUGACAGAAGAUGCAAUAAGCGAGGAGGAAAAGCUAAAACCAUCAAUGACAACGGAAAAGCUCUCAUUCUGGCAAUUCAUCAAAAAAUCACGUUCAACAAGAAGAGCCCUGAUGCUAUGUCUAGUGUUGUACACGGCAUCGAUAUUCCAAGGCUUAGUGGUCGUUCAGGUAUAUGCGGAGCCACUGUUCGAGGAAGCUGUGCCGAAUAUCUCAACUACACUAUCGAGUGUUUUGUUCGCUAUCAUCGUCAUUGUCUCUGGCUUGAUGGCUUCUUAUCUCAUGGAGAAAGCUGGAAGGCGGCCUUUAUUGAUCUACUCGUCCGCGGUGUCCGGCGUGGCUUGUCUAGUACUAGGCUCGCAGAUUCAGUUCCAUUGGGGGCCGCACUGGAUAUCAGCUAUAUUUCUCUACACCUACUGCAUCGCUUAUUCUGUCGGGCCUGCUAUGGUGCCUUUCGUUCUCGUCGCAGAAGUAUUUUUACCUGAGGUCAAAAGCAUCGUAUCCGUGAUAUCCGUAGAGUGGGCCUGGAUUUGCAACUUCAUAAUACUCUUCAUCUUCAAUCCCCUCGUAGCUGCCGUUGGUCUCGGGCCAGUCUUCUAUCUCUUCUCUGCUGUCUGCUUCGCCACUGUAGUCUUCUGUAUCUUCUUCCUACCAGAAACUAAGGGUUUGACAGUGGAUGUUAUACAAACGCUGUUUGUAAGACGCAGAGGCGCAGCAGUAAUAUAGAUUUAAGGCUGUGUUGGGAGUUCUAUUAUAAACUAAUAAAAGAGCAACUUUUCUA